GAUUUUCUAGAUAAUCAAUGAAAAACCAAUUUUCGUAAGAGUGUAAUGGAUUGAUGUUUGAAAACGUUAAUUAUAAAUACAGUGAAAAUUCACUGUACCUAAGGAUGCGUUUUUUGAUAGGUACAGUGAAAAUCUAUUUUUAGAAUAUUUUUAAAAUUUACUUUCAUUUUCCAAAAUGCGCAUGCUUUAAAACAACGAGUAUAUUUUCGAAGAGAGUUCUUGAACAAAAUUUAGUAGUUAGAAGAUUUUCAAUAAGAUUCUUAAAGAUUAAAAAAUGGAGGACAUUUUCAUGAAGAAUUUUAGAGAUUUUGAUGAAGCAGAAAAGUCUGUUAUUGAAUAUUGUAGAAUGAAUUUUCACCCCGUCAAAAUCGACUCAAAAGAAAAAGUUGAACAUUAUAAUAAAAAAGUAAAGGAAGGUUCCCAGAUAUGUUGUAUUCCUCUUAACGCUAUAUAUGGUUGUAGGUGGAUAUGCAAACAUUAUGGAGAAGUAAUGCCCAGUGUCUUAAAGAGAGGCAAAGGGUUACGAGAAAAUAGCGUGCUAGCAAGUGGUUGUAAGAUGGCUAUUUAUGUAGCCUAUAAAAAAGAAAUAAGGAGUUAUUAUAUUAAGAAAAAAAAUUUAGUUCAUAAUCAUCCACAUGGGCCUGAGCAGUUCGGUAUGUAUAGUUCAAAACGUCAACCAAAAGGUGUUCUCGAGCAGCAGACAAUGCUUCUGCUAUCUCAUGGUGCUAAUCCUACACUUAUAACAGACAAUUUAAACAGGCAUGGUUUAAAGACUAGACCUCGUGAUAUAUAUAACAUAAAGCAAAGAAUGAAAUUUAAAGGUUUUUGUUAUGGUUGAAACUUCAAUUUUAAAUUGUAUGACUUUUCUAAAAGGUUAAUUAUCUUUUCUAAAAGGUUAUUUUUUUCCCUAUAAAAUAAACAGGUCCUGCACUCGAUGAAAUUAUAAAGGUUCUUGAAUUACCAAACGUCAUAUCCCAUAUUGAUGCCAAUCUUGAUAGAAAAGUAGAGUGUAUAACGUGGACAACUACUGAACAAAUAAAUUUGUUGAAAAAGUAUCCUGAGUGUAUCAUGCUUGAUGGUACCUAUAAGAUUAACAACUUUUCUAUGCCAUUAUACACAAUGGCUGUUGUGGAUCAAAAUGGCAUGGGCCGACCUGUAGUGCAGUCUUUAGUUUAUCGUGAGGACCAGUCACAUCUACAGCUGCUAAUGACACAUGCUAAGGAAUGGGCUGUGAUUGAAACUUUUCAAAAGUCGAUGUUCAUGGUUGAUAAAGCUCAAGCAGAAAUAUCUGGACUACAGUCUGUUUUUCCAGGAAAUAAAAUAUUUCUCUGUCGCUUUCAUGUAGCUAAAGCUUUUAUUUAUCAAAUUAAAAAGGGUAGACUUACUGCUGACGAUCAGGAAUUAUUAUUCAAGGCUACUCAGAAAUUAAUGUACGGUAAUCAGGCAACAUGCGCUGAAGCUUUGUUAAAUAUUGAAAAAAAUUUCCCUACGUUCUAUGUGUAUCUUCAAGAAAACUGGCUGACCAUACCAGAAAUGUUAAUGGGUCACUAUAGAAAAGGUCUGAUGCAUUUAGACAAUCAUACUCAUAACAGACUUGAAAGAUAUCAUAGAACACUUAAAGAUGUUGGCCUUUUGUCACGCAUGUCACCGGGAAAUCUUAUAGAUAAAAUUCUUAAGGUUAAUAGAGUACAAAUAGAAAAAUCUAAACAUGCAGACUUUGACCAACAACUAAAAAUUAACAAUAAACUUCCAGAGCUACUAAAGUUUUAUUCAUGUCAUGUUUCUUCCUUUAUUCUUCGUCAUCUCAUGGAACAAUAUGAUAAAAGUGUCAAGUCUGAUUUUAGUUUAUAUGAGGACAGAGAUUCAUUACAAAUAAUCGAUCGGCAAUCAACUUUUUAUAACAUAAUAGACUAGGUUUGCAUCUGUGAUGCUGCAUCAGGGUUUGGCGUGCCGUGUGCACAUGUUUUUUUUGCUCUAAGAACGAAGAAUAUAACUGUUAAUGAUCUACAGUUGAUUCAUAAAAGGUAACCUUGGGUUUUCUACUAAUUAAUAAUAAUAAAGGUUCGUAAUAUUAUAUAACUUCAUGACCUUAUUUAAAUUUCAAUCCACUUAUGUUAUAGAUUGCUAAAUUAAAAUUUAUUUGAAUAAUAAUCAAUUUACAAUUUAGUAGUCAAAACAUGUAUUGUAAUGUUGCACGCAAUUUAUUACUUAUUAAAUGUUCUGAGUCAUUGUUUAUUCUAGAAAAAGUUACUUUAAAAAGUUACCAUGCCAUUCAGGUAAUCUAAAAAGCAAAACAAAUGAUGUAUCGAUGAUCCCCUAUUUGCAUUUUUUAAUGCUAAAUUGAUUGUCUGUUAUAGUUCAAUAAAUGAAAUAAUUACUUUUAUUUAAUUGGCUAGAAGAAUUCUUUUUUGUGUACACUGAAAUAAAAAUUUUAAAUACAUUUUUUAACCUACUUUACACUAGGAUAACAGAAAUUAUUUACAUUGACAUAAAUUUAUUUAGGUUGAUUUCAUGCAAUACUGUAGCAAACCAGGUAAGUUUUGACCAAGCGCCAUCACAUAUUACCUCAAAUAUAGAAUUAUUACAUCUCUGUUGUGCCACUCCCAAACAAAGAUUUACAACAGCAAUGAGUUACCUUCAACCAAUAGCCUCUUUGCUCGCUGAAAUGCCACCCAAAAAAUUUGAACUUGCAAUAACCUGGUUAGAAUCUAUUAAUCAACAAUGCAUUUCUGGUGAAUGGGAACUGAUGGUAUGUCAAUGGAUUUUAGAUGCUUUCAGUUUUCAAAUCAUUAAAGAACUGCAUUAGAAAAAUGUUUUGUUUAUUUUAGUUUCAAAGUGAUCCUUGUCUAGAAGUUUUUACACCUGCAGAAGAUCACAGUGAUCCUUGUCUAGGAGGUUUUACAUCUACAGUAGAUCAAAGUGAUCCUUGUCUAGAAAGUUUUACAUCUACAGAAGAUCUAUCAUCAAAAGAAAUUUUAGAAGUUAAAUCACCUUCAAGUGCAGAUCCUAUGAUUACCCCACUUGAAUGCAUAAAUAAAGAAAUAUGUGAAGUAGUCUCUCAAGAGCCACAUAUAAAUUUAGUUUUAAGGCAACCCCAGCGGAAGCCACCUGGUCGUGUAGGUAAAAACAAACAGAGACUUUUUGACAAAGCUAUAAAAGCGUUUGAAAAAUUAGGUAGUUUUGAAAAAGAUCAUAUCCGUCUCUGUUGGUUUGUAGAAAGAACAGUUGCCCUGCAGGUUUUACACGAGAGUGCUAAAAUUACCACCUGCCAGUUUUUAAAGCAGUUAUCGAAUAAGAUUGCUGAUCCUAGAGCAAGUCUUGAUGACAUUAAGCAAUAUUUUGUAGAGGAUGCAUGGGCUGAAGUCAUCAAACGGUGUGAAGAUGUGAGAAUUGAAAAAUGGCCGUGUCAAGUAUGCGGGCAGUCUAAGGCAGCUGGAAAAAACCAAAAAUGGCUUCAGUGUGAUCAUUGUUUAGACUGGUCGCAUUAUGUUUGUCUACAAAUAUCUUGCAAACCUAAAUGAUAUUGGUUCUGUGCUCAAUGUAAAGUAAGGAAAUAGUGGAAUUUAGGUUCAUAUCCUAAUAUAAAAUAUUUUUAAAGGUUUUUAAUAUCUAUUUAUUUAGCGACAUAAAUAAAUAUUAAAAUGUUUAUUAUUUAUUAUUUAUAGAAACGGUUAGUAUAUUAUAAUAUUUAUAAAGAGCAUACUCCAUAU
Messenger RNA from Hydra vulgaris (swiftwater hydra), 3710 nucleotides. Lineage: Eukaryota; Metazoa; Cnidaria; Hydrozoa; Anthoathecata; Hydridae. The record is from RefSeq and is a predicted model, not a curated record.